AUGGGCCCUGCUUCUGACCGCGUCUUGCUCUCGUUUUGCACAGUUACCACUCGAACUACAACGCUGAACUCUGUUCCGCAUGCAUCGUUCGCACUGCGCUUCUCUGAACUCCCAGACGUUGAGUCUUCGCUGCACGAAGACGAGGAGCAGCGUGCCGGUAGGACUCUCGACUGGAUCGGGUCGCGUGUAGGUGCGCGCAGUGCAAGAUGGGUUGAGAUGGUCGAGAAGAAAGGAAGGGACGACAGCUCGUGGCGAACGCCGUGGUGGGAUGAGGUGAAGAGGUGUGUGGAGGGCGAGCACGUACCGAGCAAGUAUGAAGGGUGGAACCACCCUGUAGCAGUGAUUUAUGCCGUCUCUACCAUGGCUGCAAAUCCCCUGCAGGCGUUGCAGGACCUGCUCGCACAUCCCGUUGAUUUCCCGCUGUGGGUAGACAAGAUGUACCUGCGUUAUUUUCUCAUCAUACAUCCGUCCAACUCCCCUCUUUCCGAAGCUAUAACGGAGUCCCUUUUUAAUGCGAUCAAGAAGCAAUACGGGCUCCAUGCCCACCUCCUGCAAAUAAGCUUCCCCACAAUGCCCCCGCCGCAACCCGUCCAAGUGCCUCUACCCGUCCCGCAUCUUCCCCCACUCUCCACGAUGGAGACAUCGCCUAUGCCCCCAUCGCAACUCCCCACCGGGCUAACCGUUUCGCCGGUGCCAACGCCCAGCAUACCACCGCCUCAGUCACCUGAUCCAUCUGCUAUGGCAGGUGAUGGUUCCCAGUUGCCUGCCGGCGGUCCAGGCACAUUAUUUCUAUCCCAGGGUGAUAUCCAGGUUAUCGGUCGUUUCAUUCGGGAGUUUGUAGUGAUGAGCUUGGUGCCGUGGAUGGAGAAGUGUGUCAUUGAAUGGAACGAAGCAUACUCAUCGUCCAAACGACUUCCUUCACGCCUCUUCUCUUCGACACGUCGCCUGUUCGGGUCAGGCACAGCCUCUGCUUCUGCCCCAGUUACCCCUACACAUGGCAGCAACGCUUCGAUUUCUUCUAAUGCAGGGCGAUUUGGCUCUCAUGCGCCUAGCAGCUCUGUGACAUCGUUGUCAUCAGUGUCGUCCCUCACUGGAGCAUCUGAAGGCACGGUGACGCAGCAGCGACGACUUGCUGAAUUCGCGACUAUUCUGGGCGACUUCAAGUUGGCUGUUAAUGUAUGGGAAUCGCUCAGAAAAGAUAGCAAAGGGGGCUCUGACAUCCUUCCGCUCCUUGUGGCGUCAUCUCCGGCACUGGCGCUGCACGCAUCAAAUGCGAUAGCAGCAUUGCAAACUGUCGCUGCCGAGAAGCCUGCGUUAGCACAGUUGCGGGCACUCACAUAUGCAGUCCGUUGGGAGAUCGGGAUCGACACGCGCGAGUUCGUGGGGCCGAUACUCGAAGGCGAGCGAUGGCUUGUACAAGCUGCUGGUGCUGCAGAAGAACCACCGGCGGCUCUGUUACUCGCCCACGCUGCUUUCUUGACUUCAAAAAAGGGUGCCCUAAGGCGUUCAGCGCUGUGGUACCUUUUCUCCGCGGAUCGAUUGGAGAAAGCUGGAAUAAAACCCGUAGCUCUGUAUCUCUUCCGCCAAGCGCAUCAGCUAUACUGUCAGCCUCCAGACAAGAACUUGUCGCCCUCUUUCUGGGAUAGUGAGGAUCGCAGUCCUUCGCAGUGGAGAGGGUUUGAUGAAGUACUCCCCGGUAUUGAGCAUGAGCUCGGUCGAUUAUUAUAUACGACAGGAGAUACAGAAGGAGCAGUAAGAUAUUUUGUGGGCCUUCUCCGCGACCCGGGCCUUCGCGUUGUCCCACCGCAAGGCCUAGGUUUGAUCAACGACGAUAGCACAAUUCCUGGACGCGGCGCGUCGACAGACCGAGUAUACCUAGAAGACUUCCGUGUGGCCCUCAAGCACUUCAAAGAUACCGAGCAAGAGCGCUUCAGCUCUACAACCCUCGAGCUUCCUGUGAAGUUCUGCCAGCCGGGGGGGACCCGCGUCAGGCUUCCCGGAAAUGCCAUGAAUGGCGAUCCGCAGCGGUGGCAGCAACUCGAGGAGCAGUGGACGACCUUUUGGAGACCCCGAGGGAAGGAGCGGCUACGGUCUACUGGGAAAGCCGCAGUACAUGAUCCGUUCUGGGUCGACGUCAUUCUCCGGAAUCCGCUGAACGUGGAAGUGACGAUCUCUGGUCUUACUGUUAUUGUUCAAGAUGCUAAAUCAGAAGAACAAGCGUCCACAUCCGACUUCGUUGAGGUUGAAGUUAUCGACGACUUACAACUAGGUGGGAGGGAAACUCGGACGAUCCCAGUCGCAAUCAGCUGCUCGCGGACAGCAACCUUGGUGAUGACACACGUGAAAUUAGACUUCCUCUCACUGCUUCCUGUCACGGAGUCUCUCGCUGUGCGUGGGCGGAGAUUGCACGACACGCCUCAUCAACGACAAAACAAGGUGUAUGCGCCGGACACUUUCAUCGAAGUCGAGGUCGAGGAUUCUGGCUAUAGGCUCCAGGCUGGAUUCGUCGAUGACAGACACCUCACCCUUCAUCAGGGGGAGCGUCGACGUGUUGAUGCUCGACUACAUAACUCUGGCAGGCGGUCAAUCAACGAGCUGUGGCUCGUAACUGAUCCUUCUGCCCAGCUCUGGGUUGAUAGCCCUGAGUCUCAGCUGCCAGGCGCAGUGGAGAGCAUGGAGACACUCCAGUCCACAAACUCACUAGCUUCUCCUGAACCCUGUCUCGUUGAUUUGGCGCACGUGCACUCGACACCUAGCCUUGAGCCCGGGCAAGAGCUAAGGUUACCACUUCUCCUGUACGCUGCCCGCAGCGGAGAGCAUGAUCUCUCACUUCUAAUGGUCUUCCGAGAGACUGGCGACGAUACCUUCUACUCCGCACGACUCACGCGACAUUAUGAAGUCCAGCAUUUGCUUCACAUAGAGUCCUCAACGAUGACCGGACCGUCGCCAGAUAUUCCCCACUCCGUUGAACUGCAAAUUAUCAACGUGGCUUCAAACACUGUCCGGCUUACCCAGGUGACCAGUGUUAGUCAUAUCUGGGAUUGUUCUUCCCUGUCGAGCAGUGGGAUCACUGUGCUACCCCCACAGCAGAGUACCCGUAUCUAUGUGAAAGUGGAGAAGAGUGACAACGAGUUAACUGCAGAAGAGGUUUACGAUUUCGUAUCAAUGCAAUUGCGGCGUGCCAUACAGGGGGACAUGCCGGCGCAAGACACUCCACCAGCCAUCACACUGCGUUGCAAGCAUCUUAUCAGCAGCGAACAUCUGCAUCCAGUUAACCUUCCGUCUACGCGGCAUUUCGUGGAAAACAGUCGAAGAGCCAUGACAGCUGCCGCGAAUUUAGCUUCCCACCCCAACAUACCGCCUCGUCUGCACCCUCACAUCUUUCCGAUUUAUAAUCCAGCCUCGAUUGACUUUCUAGUGUUUUGGGAGGUGCCUUCACAAGGCCGCUCAGGGCACUGCGUGGUAUCCGGCCUACGCUUCGGGGCGACUCACGCGGCUCUGAGGGAGGUCAUCGAUGAGGCGGUGAACGCGAAAGCGAAACGGAGCAUGUAUGCAGAGACGCAGCGCGAACGUGUAGAGAUGCUCGAAGCGAUACGUAACUCGGAAUGGAACUCGGAGACAGACCCAAUGACCGUUGUCACUCAUGACAGCCAGCAGAUUCAACAUGAUUUUUCUGCCGUGCCAAGCACCGGUUGCUUUUACUUUGCGCAAUGUCUCACUGACUCACUCAGUGAGAUAUACAUUCAAGCUAUCAGCGAUGCCUUCGACGAGCUCAUCUCACUCACAUCAGCUGCCGCCGCAGUACAGUGGCCGGAUGACACAUCGCGGCCAGCUAACCGCGUCAGAGGCCUGCACAUCGAGACCGAGGUCGGAGAGCUGCCUGCGGAUAAUUCUGCCCUGUGGAAAAUCCGGCAGCGGUAUCAGCAAGAGGCUCGUUCGAAAGAUAGCUCUUCCGUAACCGUCGUAGACGUCUCAAGACCGUAG
This is a messenger RNA of Phanerochaete carnosa HHB-10118-sp, 3984 nucleotides long. RefSeq lists its product as uncharacterized. The record is from RefSeq and is a predicted model, not a curated record. Gene Ontology annotation, biological process: endoplasmic reticulum to Golgi vesicle-mediated transport; protein localization to phagophore assembly site. NCBI's taxonomy places the organism in Eukaryota, Fungi, Basidiomycota, Agaricomycetes, Polyporales, Phanerochaetaceae. The transcript is spliced from 18 exons. Bases 1 to 3984 code for a protein of 1327 amino acids. Gene Ontology annotation, cellular component: cytoplasmic vesicle; phagophore assembly site; TRAPPIII protein complex.